AUGGCAAAGAAUGGACUUGUAAUUUACAUCCUGCUUAUCACCUUACUCCUGGACCAGACCACCAGCCACACGUCCAAGUUCAAAGCCAGGAAGCACAGCAAACGCCGAGUGAAAGAAAAGGAUGGAGACCUGAAGACUCAAGUGGAAAAGCUCUGGAGAGAAGUCAAUGCCCUGAAGGAAAUGCAAGCCCUGCAGACAGUCUGUCUCCGAGGCACAAAAUUUCACAAGAAGUGCUACCUUGCUUUGGAAGGCUUGAAGCACUUCCACGAAGCCAACGAAGACUGCAUUUCCAGGGGAGGGACGCUGGUUGUCCCCAGAAGCUCCGACGAAAUCAAUGCCGUCCGAGACUAUGGUAAAAGGAGCCUGCCAGGGGUCAAUGAGUUUUGGCUGGGCAUCAACGACAUGGUCACAGAAGGCAAGUUUGUCGAUAUCAAUGGAGUCGCCAUCUCCUUCCUCAACUGGGACCAUGCACAGCCUAACGGUGGCAAGCGGGAAAACUGCGUCCUCUUCUCACAGUCAGCUCAGGGCAAAUGGAGUGACGAGGUCUGUCGUAGCAGCAAGAGGUACAUAUGUGAGUUCACCAUCCCCUGAUAGACCCUUCUUGAAUGUGUCUUCCAAGCAAGAUCGGUCAUGAUUUAUAGGCUGAUGGAUCCCAGGAAUAAGUCAAAAUUGUCCUCCCUCACGGGACUCUGUGUUCACAGGAAUACAAGAGUCAGCCAGUUUGGCUACCACAUUGUAUUGUGGUUUUGCCCUCCCUGGGGUAUGGGGGAGCAGAAAUAAUGAUCUAGCCAUGUACACACUGUUAAAGGGGCUUCUGCAAAAUGGGCUAUCAGACCUUUCUCACUCCUGGUCCCUCCUACUUGUAUCGACCAGGUUAGUGUUAAAAAUACAACAGCCAGAAAAGCAAGCUUAGACGACCUGGAAGAUUUUCUCUUAAAAGUUUAGGAUAUAUUUGAUUGAUGAGGUGCUACAUAAUCCAAAAACUUUUCAGUCUGAUGUUCAAUCUAUUCCAUCCUAAUGAUAGUAUCUUAUUAGUCCAUCACCCUUUCUUUG
Molecule: messenger RNA, 1053 nt
Organism: Orcinus orca (killer whale)
Lineage: Eukaryota; Metazoa; Chordata; Mammalia; Artiodactyla; Delphinidae
Gene: CLEC3A
Product: C-type lectin domain family 3 member A
Exons: 3
Coding region: 1-591 (196 amino acids)
Source: RefSeq, a predicted model, not a curated record